This is a messenger RNA of Cavia porcellus (domestic guinea pig), 3862 nucleotides long. It is a transcript of the gene Dcun1d2, whose product is annotated as defective in cullin neddylation 1 domain containing 2. Gene Ontology annotation, molecular function: cullin family protein binding; ubiquitin conjugating enzyme binding; ubiquitin-like protein binding. Lineage: Eukaryota; Metazoa; Chordata; Mammalia; Rodentia; Caviidae. The record is from RefSeq and is a predicted model, not a curated record. The coding region runs from base 1397 to 2131 and encodes 244 amino acids. The transcript is spliced from 7 exons. Gene Ontology annotation, biological process: protein neddylation. Gene Ontology annotation, cellular component: ubiquitin ligase complex.
GACAGCGUCGCGCUAGCCAGCCGGUGGGCGCGGUGGUCCUGGCUCUGAGGCUGCGGCAGGCGCGUGGGCGAGCUGGGGGCGAGACCGCUCCGGGCGGAGGGCGUGGGAAUCGGAAGGUGCUGUCCUCCCUUUGGACACCCGCGAGGCUGGGCGGCCUCUGUAAGAGUUGGGGCCAAGCUGGGGCCUGAGGGAGCAGUGCGCUGGCGCUGGGGACGAAAGCUGGACUGGAAGCGAAGACCCGCACCGUCAGCGCGGACCUGUGUUGUUGGGGGACUCGGGCGACCUCCGUCCUCGCUGCACUCUGGCUCGUCCCGGAGCAUAGCUGGAGGGGAGCGGAUGACCCCAGGAAGAGCGGGCUGGCGAGCAAGUGGAUAGAGCUGGAGGGGAUGGGACCCCGCUCUAGGGCAGGGUGCACAGAAAAACCUCGGAAAAGCUUGAAACGUGUGGAGGUUAAAGAUCCAAAAGCUUGAACUGGGAUAUUUGACUUAACUCCCCUUUGUCCAUGCGUGCUGAGUUAAUUCCCGGCUCCACCGAGCCUGCUGUAUGCCAAAAUAGUCAAAGUGAUCCCCCGGUUCCUGUAGUUUAUUUGGUUCUCAUUGUUGCCCUGUCACUCCUCGUUAAGUCGACCCUAGGAAGGGAGCUUGUUCUAUUAAAUGUCCCUGAAAGGACGUUUUAAGAGCUCUUUAAAAAUUCUCAUACAGUAUAUAGAUAUCUUUGGUACCUGAAUUUUAUCAGAGGCUUUUUGAAAGGGCACAGUUGAAAUGUUUGAGGUUUUUGCUCUGUUUUUAUUUGAUGUUUCCAGGAGACCACCCAGAUUUUCAUUUCAAGAACUUUGUGUAUUGUAACAAGUAACAAAACAUAGACAAUGCUUUCCUUUAAUAUUGUUUAGUUUCCAUGAUACGACAAGCUUCAGAGGUGGCCAUUGGCACUUGACAGGCAGACCUCUGGUACUGCCAGUUUGUGGAUCUUGGUUAAUUUUGCAUGGAUUUUGGGUCUGAUUUUUGAUUCAGAGUUCUCUUCUUUCUCCUUAAAGGGGGGGGGCAGGGUUUUUUUUUUUUACCUUAUCAAGAGAUUCAAUGCAGGGUUUUGCUAUAGUUCUGUCUGGCCUUGAACUUGCUAUGUGGCCCAGGCUGAUCUUGAACUCUCCUGCCUCAGGCUCCUAAGUGCUAGGAUUCCAGGAGACUGUGCAGUCUUUUUAACUGAUGAAGAACAAGGCUCUGGCUUCCUCUAAUUCUGAAGUGGAGUCACUCAACAAAACACUUAUUCCCAGUUAAAAUAUAGGCAUUAGGAAUAGAGGCUGCCACAAACCCUGGAGUCGCUUCAUUGGCUUUCCCGCUUCUUUUGCAUCCCAAAGCAUAAGCUUAAAUCAUCUCAGAAGGAAAAGGUCCGCCAGUUUAUGGCCUGUACUCAGGCCGAUGAGAGAACUGCUAUCUACUGCCUAACACAGAAUGAGUGGAAACUAGAUGAGGCCACCGACAGCUUCUUCCAGAAUCCAGACGUGUACUACAGGGAAUCCAUGCGGAACGCUGUGGACCAGAAGAAGCUGGAGCAGCUGUAUGGCAGGUACAAAGAUCCACAAGAUGAAAACAAAAUUGGAAUUGAUGGGAUUCAGCAGUUUUGUGAUGAUUUAAGCCUAGAUCCUGCCAGUAUCAGUGUUCUGGUCAUAGCAUGGAAGUUCAGGGCUGCCACUCAGUGUGAAUUUAGCAAAAAAGAGUUUGUAGAUGGCAUGACAGAGCUUGGGUGUGAUAGCACAGAAAAGCUGAAGGCUCUUCUGCCCAGAUUGGAACAGGAGCUUAAGGACUCUACGAAGUUUAAAGACUUUUAUCAGUUUACCUUUAGCUUUGCUAAGAACCCUGGGCAAAAGGGUUUAGAUUUGGAAAUGGCAGUUGCCUACUGGAAAUUAGUACUGUCUGGAAGGUUUAAAUUUUUAGAUCUUUGGAACACGUUCCUGCUGGAACAUCACAAAAGAUCAAUUCCAAGGGAUACUUGGAACCUUCUGCUAGAUUUUGGAAACAUGAUUGACGAUGACAUGUCUAACUACGAUGAAGAAGGAGCCUGGCCUGUCCUCAUAGAUGACUUUGUGGAGUAUGCACGGCCAGUAGUCACAGGUGGAAAACGCCGUCCCUUCUAGGAGGAAGACAGGUGUGUGGAGGUUGGAAGACAGCGGCGUCUGCAGAGAAAUGAGUGGCCAGUCGCUGCAUGUGUGUUGCUGCUCUGGCAGCCGUCCUCGCCAGCUAUGGGACUGGAGCCUGUACUUUGCGCCGCUCCAGGAGAAACUCCUUGUAGCAGCCGCUCGGGCAAGUGGAGAUGUGUCAUCACCAUUGCCGCUUUAGGAGAUUCCCCAUGACCUAGAGUCACACCAUAACCAGUGCUGUUUGCAGAACUGCUGAGCAUGUUGUUCAGUUGUGACCUAGGUGAACACCAGUAGUUAUGAACUGCUGAGUCACUGAAAUUACCCAUAAAGAACAGUGUGUGUAUGUGUGUGUCUUGGGCAGAGUGGUGUGUUUCUCUACAAGUCAGAGCUGUUGAAAAUGUGCUCUGGCCGGGUGUAGUGGUGCAUACCUGUGAUCCUAGCACUCAGGAGGCGGAGGCAAGUGGAUGGCUGCAAGUUUAAGGCCAGCCUGGGCUACAGAGUGAGUUCAAAUUUAGCUUGAACUAUGUAAUGAGACCCUGUCUCAAAAAGACCAAAAAAGAAAAAGAUGUGCCCUCCUGGAGGUGACCUUGAUAGAGUCUGAUGUUUUCUAAUUUUGGUGCCAGAAAUUCAAGAUUUAUAUUUUUGAAUUAUCAGAUACCUAGAUUUACCAGAUCUAUUUUUAUUUUCAUUUUCUCUAGAUGUUUAUGUGAAAGUCGUUUUGCACUUUUGAGAUGCCAUUAGUUUGCACAGUAGUGACACGUUGAGUGUGACUCCAGCACAGUUUUACUUUAAGCUGUUUACAGGCCAGUGGGCCUAUUUUACUUCUAAUGAUGUUAUUUGAACUUCCUGAGAAGUUUCAUAUUUUUAAUGUAUUUUAUUAUAUUUAAAAAGACAUUUUUCCAUAAAAACCAUUUCUUUUUGAGUAAUGAGUUACAAGUUUAGAAAUCAGGUGCACUGGCUCCCUUCCCCUUUCUGUGACACCCGCAGCUCCCAGAGGCCAGCCCCGCAGAGGAGAUGGGGACCGACACACGGCUGUGCUGAUGCACCGUGUCUGAGCGCCUCGGGAAUGCCGCAGUCUGUUCCUUUGCUGUUGGCAUCUGCUGGCCACCGCAGCCAGUGCAGUCCCACUGAGGCACACUGGCCUAGAGGAUCCAGUGCCACCUGCUCUCCUGGUGGCAUGCUUUGAACGGCACCGUGCUGACUCUGCCUCGCAUUUGCCAAGACUUUGCAUCACAAGUGUGCCUUGCCCCUGCCUGACACGCUGUGGAGUGGACUGGCUGGGCCCGCUCCAGGUCAGGUGUCCAUCGUCCGGAAGCAGCUCCUCCUGGCCCAGGGAUUGUGUCCUGCUAUAGGGCAAGCUGGUGACCUUCCUUGGGUCUCUAGCAGAGUCUGUAAAAGGGAAAGCCGGGCAUCUCCUCCUUCAAAACUCUGACUCAGAAUUUAUUUAGCAUAAUAAAACCCAAGAAACGUGGAAGCAUCCUGGGCUUUGUGGAUCUUUACUUCAGAGAAGUUUAUAGAAUUAAAAUAACUAUAAAUUAUGUGGGUAUGCAAUACUUUAUAAAUUUAAAGUUCUGUGGGGCUAUCAGUAGAUGCCAAAUCAUUAACUGGAAAAAGGCUCUUCAAAAAAUCAUUCUUUUCCUCUUUAAGACUUGUGCAUGCUAUGGAAAUGGUAAGAACUUAAGGAAAAAUUAAGGAAUAAAUUACUUUCUGUGGUUUUGUUUGUUCUCA